Molecule: messenger RNA, 1476 nt
Organism: Alternaria hordeiaustralica
Lineage: Eukaryota; Fungi; Ascomycota; Dothideomycetes; Pleosporales; Pleosporaceae
Exons: 2
Coding region: 1-1476 (491 amino acids)
Biological process (GO): carnitine biosynthetic process
Cellular component (GO): mitochondrion
Molecular function (GO): trimethyllysine dioxygenase activity; iron ion binding
Source: RefSeq, a predicted model, not a curated record
AUGCCACAUCUUUCGCCCGACGCGUCAAUUCGCCUGAACUCGUCCUCUGCCAUUGAUACGGCCAAUAAGCAAAGUACGCAAGAUGAGAAACAAACAGAUGCUCCGCAACAGGAGGAGGUUGAACGGCGGGUUCCAGAAACACCUGGUCUCGACGCCUCCCUUGGUGUAGAGAACAUGAACAAAGCCAGGCGACUACACUUUGAGGUUAAGAGACUUGCCCGUGAGCUUGAUCAGAUAUAUGGUCGACAACGCAUCAUCCGGAAAGUAAGCCCAUAUAGAGUGCGAAUUGGGGCUACACCUUUUGCGUUCAACAAGCGCGCCGAAUCCGAGACGCACCCUGAAGUCCGAGAUGGGAAGAUGUUCCUUGUCGAUAGACUAAUACCAAGCAUCUGGUUGCGGGACAAUUGUCAAUGCAAAGUUUGCACGCAUGACGCCACCAAGCAACGACUUCUGGAUACAUUUUCCAUCCCCGAGGACAUCUCGAUCAAGUCGUACUCGGCUGAAACAAGAGGGUCUGAGACGGUUCACAGAAUUGAAUGGAGUGAUGGACAUGAAAGCGAAUACUCGGGGCCUUUUCUCUCCCAAGCUACAAACAACGCGAGGUUGAAGGCCGUACAGCGUCAAGCUUUGGUCAACAUCAAACCCUGGGACUCAUCCAUCGCUUCGGACCCACCAAAGACUCUGUAUGCUAACGCGAUGAAUCCUAACACCAACGACCUACUUUUCAGGCUGCGCAGAUUCGGAUUCUGCUACGUCGAUGAGACGCCUUUCGAGAACCCAGAGGCCACGAAGAAGAUGCUGGAAAAAAUUGCCUUUAUUAGGGAAACGCACUACGGCGGCUUCUACGACUUCACGGCCGACCUAGCGAGCAAGGAUACCGCAUACACCAACAUCGCACUAGAAGCACAUACAGACACUACCUACUUCUCCGACCCAGCCGGCCUACAGGCUUUCCACCUCCUUUCCCACACCGACGGUGAAGGCGGUGCAAGUCUUCUUGUCGACGGCUUCAAAGCUGCGGACGAACUCUGGCACACGGACCGCAAAGCAUAUGAGAUUCUCUCAACGGUGAAUGUUCAUGGACACGCCUCAGGCAACGAAGGCAUUUCAAUACAACCCUACCGUGGCUUCCCCGUCCUCGAGCACGACACUGCUACGGGCGACUUGCUCCGCGUCCGGUGGAACACGUCAGAUAGAGCAUCUAUUGAGCUUCCUAUCGAAGAAGUUGAGACAUGGUACGACGCAGCUCGCAAGUUCGACGCGAUACUCAAGAAGAAGGAGAAUGAGUAUUGGGAACAGCUUGUGCCGGGUAGAGUGCUCAUCUUCGACAACUGGAGGGUGCUGCAUGGACGGAGUAGCUUCACAGGGAAGCGCAGGAUCUGUGGAGCGUACAUCAAUAGGGAUGAUUGGAUUAGCAAGUUCAAGAUGCGGCAUUUUGGAAAAGAGAAUGUGCUCAAGGGGUUGGCUGUAAACUAA